Molecule: messenger RNA, 477 nt
Organism: Nicotiana tabacum (common tobacco)
Lineage: Eukaryota; Viridiplantae; Streptophyta; Magnoliopsida; Solanales; Solanaceae
Source: RefSeq, a predicted model, not a curated record
AUGCAGAUAAGAAGGCACUAUGCUGUUAAGGUCAGUGGAGUAGAUAUAACACCUUAUCCUGUUAAAGGAGGUAAAGAGACCACUUUCAACAUUGCUGCAACUACAGAUGAAAAUAUCAGUGGUGGAAAGUUGGUGAUUGACGUCAAGUAUUUCUUCCUACACGUCCACCAAGAGUCCCAUGACAUCUGUAAAGAGACAUCUUGCCCAGUUUAUGGUGAUUUUGUGCUUUCUCACUCUCAAGCUUUACCUGGAAUUACUCCCCCCGGCUCAUAUACUCUUACGAUGAAAAUAGUAGAUGGAAGCAAUCAAGAAUUGUCAUGCAUAACCUUUGGCUUCAGUAUUAGUUUAGUUGCAGUUGCUGAGUCCAUAGCAGUAGUAGAUAGUUAAGUAGUUGUCACUAUGAACCAUGAACUAAGUGUGUCAUUGUGCUCUACAAAUCAUGUAAAUGAGCUUACUUUGCAAAACUUUGUCCCUCUU